Exophiala aquamarina CBS 119918 is the source of this 2748-nucleotide messenger RNA. RefSeq lists its product as uncharacterized. Lineage: Eukaryota; Fungi; Ascomycota; Eurotiomycetes; Chaetothyriales; Herpotrichiellaceae. The record is from RefSeq and is a predicted model, not a curated record. Gene Ontology annotation, biological process: post-transcriptional regulation of gene expression. Gene Ontology annotation, molecular function: mRNA binding. The transcript has 3 exons. Gene Ontology annotation, cellular component: cytoplasm. The coding region runs from base 1 to 2748 and encodes 915 amino acids.
AUGAACAAACAGAUGUACGACGACAUUCAAAAUGCAAAGCGCAAAGCAGAGGAGCAACUUCGACUUCUGGAGCUACAAGAGCGAAGUCUGCAAAUGGGUGCCAACACCCACGAUCUCGAACGCAUCUCAACUAGGUUGAACCGCAUCAGUCUGAAUGGGCCUGUUAGUGAACCCACCACGCCUCCAGAGUAUGCCGAAAGUGGCUUCAGUAAUCGAUUCUCUCGAUCCAGCCGACUUUCUGUUAACAGUGUAAUAUCUCCUCCUGGCCUCGGCAAGCGUAUAUCUCAGUCAAGCUCUCAAAUCACUUCCCCCCCAGGCAACCGUCUGUCAGGCAGCGGGAUGUUUAACCAAUCUCAAAAGCCAUCGGCCAAGUCUGUUCCUGGUUCUCGUCGUGGAUCUGACGAGGACGAGUACUAUCCUGAGGAUCUCCCUACAACUCGAGCAGCUGCGACUCUCAACCGAUUCUCCAUGCCAGUCAAUAGCAAUCGUCACCCUCAACGUCUCAGUCUCAGUGGUGCAACUCAGUCUGCCUACGGCCUCGCAAAUACUACCAGCUUUCUCUUCGAUGAGGACGAUGACAGACAUUUGUCACUGAAUGCCAUUGACUUGAAGUCCCCUGUUGCCAAAGCUUUCGCACAGCUUGAAGGCGACGAUACGUUUCCCACUUUGACCUCAGACGGUCUCAAGCUCUCGGCCAAUUCUGCUGCUCUGGAUCUUGCAAACUCAAGAACUCCAGAUCUGGACUGGGCCCUCGGAUCUCGCUAUCGUCCAUCUCACCAGAGCAUGCCUCAUACAGAUUCCUCCAUGUAUAGACCUGUUCUCAGCAACCUCCACAGUCCACCAGCAGAUCGGCCAACCGAUCUUGUUCGUCGAAAGUCACAGCGUCAUUCUCUCGGAGUUACUUUCGAAGACAAUUCGCCUCUCCCUGGCAAUCUAUCCGUUACACGGCCCGCAUCACUCCAGACAUCGUAUUCUACAAAUGACGUUCCAACGGUCAAGAAAUCUUUGACUCUUGACUCGGUCUCCACCCCACCCAAGUCCCAAGCUGAGCAGCAGUUUCAUAACCACAACGUCAGCUUAGGUCGCAUUCCAGUCAACGCUGUCAACAAUCGUCAGAGCCGUGAAGUUGUCAACGGCGGGGCUAAGAUCGAUGAACAGGCCAUCACCUCAGCUGCAACCAUGUCAAGCCUCCAUGCCAGCGCUGCUCCCUUUAAUACCAAUUUCACUGCUUCAGGCGAUUUGGCUGGCCUCACCAGCCCGACUGCUGCCUAUUCUACUGCUCCUCCUUAUCAGUACAACAUGCAGAACUUCAAUGUCAACCAAAUGAAUGCUCCAGGCUCCAAUGGAGCGGUCCAACCUUAUGGUCAAGCCCCAGGUAUGUUCGGCGUCAGCAAUAAUUACGCCAACCAAGGCCAGCGUGGAAACCGUCGCAACCACAAUGAUGAAGCUCGAUUCAACAACGUCCCCCUUGAGUCUUACCGCGGAAGUCUCUAUGAACUUUGCAAGGAUCAACAUGGCUGCCGUUAUUUACAACGCAAGCUUGAAGAAGGCGAUCCCGAGCAUACUCAAGCCAUAUUUGUCGAGACUUGCCCACAUAUCAUUGAAUUGAUGACUGAUCCCUUCGGCAAUUAUCUUUGUCAGAAACUCUUCGAGCACUGUAAUGAUGAGCAGCGCACUACUUUGAUCAAUACCGCUGCUCCUGCUCUGACCACCAUUGCUCUCAAUCAACACGGCACUCGUGCUUUGCAGAAGAUGAUCGAGUUUGUCCAUACACCAGAGCAAAUCGAUACCAUCAUCCAAGCGUUGUCGAACCGAGUUGUCGAACUUGUCCAGGAUCUCAAUGGCAACCACGUGAUCCAGAAGUGCCUCACCCGACUUGGAGCUGAGCGAUCUCAGUUCAUCUAUGAUGCUGUUGGCAAGUACUGCGUGGUAGUGGGUACUCAUCGUCAUGGUUGCUGUGUUCUUCAGCGUUGCAUUGAUCAUGCUCAAGGUUUUCAGCGUGCUCAACUUAUUGCUCGCAUCACCAACUGCGCUUUUGAUCUUGUUCAAGAUCCGUUCGGCAACUACGUCGUUCAGUAUAUCCUCGAUCUCGAUGAAGCGGCAUUCACCAAACCGCUUUGCCAGAGCUUCGGAGGUCGCGUCCCCGCAUUGUCGAAGCAAAAGUUCAGUUCCAAUGUCAUCGAGAAAUGCCUCCGUACAGCAGACCUCGAUACCAAGCGACUGAUGAUCGAAGAGAUGCUUAAUGGUGCGGAGCUUGACAAGAUGUUGCGCGACUCCUUUGCCAACUAUGUCGUUCAAACUGCUAUGGAUUUCGCAGACCCUGCGACCAAACUUCGUCUGGUCGAAGCUAUCCGCCCUAUCCUCCCUCUCAUCAAGCAAACUCCUCACGGUCGUCGUAUCGCCAGUAAGAUCCUCGGCAACGAUGCUCAGGGACGCACCAGCGGUACAUCAAGCGGCCAGAUGACUCCAAAUGACACAUACCUCGCCAGUUUCUCUGGAGGUCGAGCCAACAGUCGUCGAAAUAUUCAGAUUGUCGGUGGAGGGUUCAACGGUAUUAGAACUACGACAAAUGCCUACGGCGGUGAGAGCACCGAAAACCCCCCAACUAACGGCAAUGGUUUUGGCAUGAUGGGACCCACUGAGAAUGCUCUUAACAUGUACAACCAUCAAGCCUACGCAACCGAUCUGAACCAGAAUGGCUUCAAUGGCUACCCAAAUGGAGCAGUUGGCGGCAACAACGCAUUCUGA